AAUAGAAAGCAAGGAUUAAUCACUCACUUUUCUCUUCUUCUUGUACUUGUUUUAUUUCUUUAAUUAUUCUUAUUAUAUUUCAUUUUUAAGGUUCAGGGUUUUAGCCUUUAGGUGAAAUCCGUGCUGCAAUGCCACUAUACUGCUUUCACAUUCCACCCACAACUCUAAACCCUAGUCAUUUCCACCAAAAAUCCCACAAAGUCCUCGGCACCCACAAUGAGAAAAGGGUUUUGGCCAGCCGGAAAAUUUCCCAUGCUGCUCAUUCGAGAAUUUCACCUCUCUGGACUGUGGAUGAGAUUGCAGAAGCUGUAAAUGGCACAAUUGUACAACGGGGUCCUCCAGGACCCAUUUGUACGGAUACCAGAACCCUUGAACCAGGCCAAUGGUUUUUCGCGAUCAGGGGCGAAAAUUUUGAUGCCCAUGAGUUCAUAACACCCGAAUUGGGCCAUAAAGGCUGUGUUGGAGUGAUUGGAAACUGGGUUUGCCCGAAUUGGGACAAGGGCUUUGUGGAAAUGGGUGGUGAGACCCUAACUUCAUUGGAGAAGAUGGCCAAUUAUGCAAGGAAUAAGUUUCACGGCUGUUUGGUUGGGGUAACAGGAAGUGCGGGGAAGACUACUACAAGAACCAUGAUAGCAUUGACUCUUGAAAGCCUAGGCCUGGUUCACCAAACUCAUGGGAAUGAGAAUAAUAGAAUUGGAGUCUGUUUGUCGUUAAUUGGGAUUCCUCAGAAUGUGGGGUUUGUAGUUUUGGAGUUGGGAAUGGAUAGAAGAGGAGAGAUUAUGGAGCUUGCAAGAAAGGCUCGGCCAUCCAUAAGAGUGAUUUUGAAUGUGGGGUGUGCUCAUUUGGAGAAUUUUGCAAGUUUAGAGGAGGUUGCAAUGGCAAAAGGGGAGAUUUUGGCAGAAGCCAAGCCAGGGGAUGUGUGUGUUCUGAAUGCAGAUGAUCCUCUUGUUAUGAGCCUUCCUGUUCCUCAUGGUGUCAAAAAGGUGCUAUUUGGUCAGAGGUUAGAGUGUGAUGUUCGGUUUGCAGCAGAAAAAGUGCAUGGGGGUCAUGGAGUUCGAGUGGUCCUAGAGAGAAAUCAUGAAAAGGUGGAAUUUGUGAUUCCCAGCCCAGGUCUGCAUUUGGCUCAGAAUGCAUGUGCGACUGCUGCAGUGGCAGUUGCAUUGGGGGUUUCUCUUCCUCAAGUUGGAAUAUCAUUGUCGAGAUUUAUUCCUGUUAGCAUGAGAUCAGAGCUUGAAGUUGCAAAAACUGGCAUCAAAAUUAUCAAUGAUGUUUACAAUGCCAACCCUGUUAGCACCAAGGCUGCCAUUGAAUUACUGAAAAACAUUGAUUGCAAAGGAAAAAGAGUUGCAAUUCUUGGCGAUAUGCUAGAACUUGGUCAAGCAGAGACAGUGUCUCAUGAGAUGAUGCUAAGCCUUUGUUGUGAUUCCCAUUUUGAUCUAAUUGCUCUUGUUGGAAAGCGGUUCCUUAGAGCAGCUGAGAAUUUAAAUCUAGUUGGGGAAAGAAAUUUGUUAUAUUCACCUGAUGCGGAAAGCUUGGCAUUUGAAAUUGUGCAAAGGUUAAAUAGAAAUGACGUUAUUUUGGUGAAGGGCAGUCGGGGAAUGCAAAUGGAAAAAGUUGUAGCUGCAAUAAAGGCCAUGAAUCUAGGCUUUCCACAUGAAUAGUAAGGGGAUAGGAAUCAACUCAAUUUAGAAUUUUUUUUGUGCAAAACAAAGCUGUCACAUAAGAUGACUAACUGGAAACCUCAGUUGUUACAUUAAAACUACUAUGCUAUGUUUUAUAAAAUGACUACUUUGUCUAACAACAUUUACAUGGAAAGGCAGAUUUAUGGGCUUUGUCGAACCUGUUGAUUGCAUUCAAUUGGAAAACUAGAAUUUUGGAGGAACCAUAUCAAUCUUGAGAGUAAUUCAGAAGUUUGUCAUACGCACGCUAUGUUGCAACAAAAAAAAAAGCUGGCAAGAUAAGUGGUCUUGAAUAGGUGCUUAAAGGGUUCAGCUGUUGGAAAGUUCAGCCUUCUACAUUUGUCCCAUCACCACCCUCUGAGUGUCAUGUCGCAAAGUUAAGAGGCUCUAAACUCCCAACCCCUCCACUUGAUCUUCCCAAAAGUUCUCUUUAACCCACAUGCUGACUCCUUUUCUACCCUGCCUCCGAGGCUGUGAUGAUUAUUGCUACCAGCGCAUGAAGAGACAGGGGAAACCUGUUGUAUUGUCAUCUAAAUUGAGGUUCAAUCUGGUCUCAUUGAAAUGACAACAUGCAUACAGGCUAUCAGUCUGUAAUCGCUCUGUGGAGUCCCCUAUUCAUACCAGUUCAGGGUAUUCAUGAUAUUCACCUGGCAGUUUGAGUGGAGGAAUGUUAAGCUGGUAUGGCAUGUUCAUUUAGGACUUGAUGGAAGAAUGUUGCUACCUUAAGACCAAUGAGUUGUAUUUCAAUUAUGAUUAUGGGAACUUUGCAAUUGGUGAAACAGUUGAUGAAAAACAAAGUUGCUCUUGUCCAGCAUGUUAAUGUGUGUAUUUAUUUCGUUUUCCACUUUGAUGAUAUCUUGGGGGACUUGAAUGCCAUGAGCUGUUGUGCAUUUUUCUCUGUAUUUUAUGGAAAGCCUUUUGUCUGUAAUUGGUGUUAUUAACUUGUAAUGAAUGUAAUACAUUUCUAUGUGUCCA
Molecule: messenger RNA, 2654 nt
Organism: Vitis vinifera (wine grape)
Lineage: Eukaryota; Viridiplantae; Streptophyta; Magnoliopsida; Vitales; Vitaceae
Exons: 6
Coding region: 129-1661 (510 amino acids)
Biological process (GO): cell wall organization; biosynthetic process
Molecular function (GO): UDP-N-acetylmuramoyl-tripeptide-D-alanyl-D-alanine ligase activity; ATP binding
Source: RefSeq, a predicted model, not a curated record